Molecule: messenger RNA, 3909 nt
Organism: Canariomyces notabilis
Lineage: Eukaryota; Fungi; Ascomycota; Sordariomycetes; Sordariales; Chaetomiaceae
Exons: 2
Coding region: 1-3909 (1302 amino acids)
Source: RefSeq, a predicted model, not a curated record
AUGGCUCAGGAGAAUACGGAUAGCGUCUUUGACAGUGGUGUCUUCCCGCCUGUGACUGGAUUGGGCGGGGAUGACAGUGUAGGUGAUGAGGAGGGCGGUGUGAGUGAUGAGGAGGGCAGUUUAGGUGAUGGCGAAGAGGGCAGUCUAAAUGAUGCGGAGGGUGGUGUGAGUGACGAGGAGGGCAGUGGAGGUGAUGAGAGACACAUCAAUCAUAUGGGCCUCCGAGGCGAUGAUGAUGCGGGGGCCGUUGUUGAUCAUCCGCCGCGUAGAGAUUGGAACGGUGGAUAUUGGAACAAUUUACUCGGGAAUGAAGUGUUAAAGGGCAUGGGAAGCGCGAGUUACUCGCACUCUGACAAUCCCUCGAGUCCCCCUCGGUCGGAUAGCCCUCGCCGUCCCCGCUGGCAGCGAAAGACUUCCAACGUCGACAAUGACUACCUUUACAUCCCAGAUUUCCCGUGUUGGGGAGGUGAAGACUGGGCUUAUCACCCAUGGCCACCAGAGACUGACGAGCAUGUACUGGCUGUCUUGGACCGCAUUCAAGAACCACCCCACAAGGGCAUGCUCGAAUGGGCGGACCCGGGAAAUUGGAGGGAACUCAUCACGGGGUUGACAGGGGAGUUUCGGAAAGUGUGGGACACCGUGAUGGUCUUUUACGACAGUGCUAUGAGGGGAAGUAAAGGAGCGCAGAAGGCCCUUUGCGCGGCACAUCGGCGGAUCCGCUUCGAACUCGCACACCAGGAAUACCUCGAGCGUAGCCUGGGUGACUGUCAACGCAAUGUCACCGAGCUCGCCAGAGUUCGGCAGCAGCUCGAACUGGAGCUCGGGGAGCAACGGCAACGCGCCCAUAUCUUCGAGACUAAGCUUACGGUUGCUCAAAGCUCCUACCACUGGCUCGAGAGAAUACAUCACAACGCUAUGGCGGCGGACGAAGCUGAGAUCUGCUCCUUGGAAGAGAUAAUCACCCAGUGGGAAAGGCUCGCGGGCGUAGGGGACGCCCCACCAGCAGCCGAUGUCCGCGUCGAAGAGCAUGAGCGCAGAUUUCGUGUUGCUCGAGACCUGCUGGGUGAGGCACAAGCAGCCGCCGCCGAAUUCAGGUCCGAGUGCGAAUCGCUACAGGACAGGUGCGACAGGCUGAAGAAGCGGUUGGACAAGGCUACCAAGGGCGCCGCGAAGCUGCGGGAGGAGCGGAAGUUCUUGCUCAAGGAGAGGAUAAACUCAAAGGCUAUGACAGCGGAGUGGACUCAGCGGGAGCAGUCGCUCAGGUCUCUUAUUGAGGCGGAACGGAAAAGUACUCUCAAGCAGCAGGAGCAGCACAGAGACCACAUUGAGCGCUUGACCAAACGGUACGACGAACAGCUACAGGAGAAGCAAACGAAGAUCAACCGACUAGAAAAGGAGGCAGCGCUCUCCGAAGCCAAAUUGAUGGCUUUCAAGGAGGUCAUCGAUCGGCUCAACCAGAGACAUGCUGAUCGUAUGGAGGAGGCCGCACGGGACAUGCCGGAAUGCAAGAACAUGAUAAAAGACCUCAGCACCACCAUUGCUGGGUUGGACGCCACGAUUGCCAGUGUCCUUAACGCUCGCGAGACAGCCCCAGGCACCGAUUCACCGUCCAAGCGCACCAGUUUCCGGGACUCCCUCCGCGCAGAAGAGGCUAUUCGUCUCAUGGAGGCCGCUCAGCUGCAAAAGAUCCAGUCCAGUUGGGCGGCGAUCGACGAGAUGAGGGCCGGAAUUGCGAGGCUUGAAGAGCGAUUCGCGACAAAAUUGAGCGAUAAGCCGGCCUCGCCGUUGAGCGUGGCAACAUCGACAUCAACCGAACAGUUAAAUAUACUGUCAAGUCGGAGCGGUACCAGCUCCGUAACCAGCGAUUCUACUGAAGAAGGCCGAACUGCAUUGUCGGAAGACCUGGCGAGGCUUGGUGCUUCCCUUAAUGUGAUCGGUACAGAGCAUGAAGCGCUGAUGCAAGGACGCUCCGAAAUCGAAGACUUUCUCAACACUCUCCGCGAGACCCUUAUCUCCCAGCAAAGGAAGCUUGAACGUGACGGGGGUCCACCGAGCGGUAAUGAGCCUGACAACGUCGCUAUCAAGUCCCUGAACGAGGCGGUGGCUCUAAUCCCCCAGCUGAAGACCGAGUCGCUGAGGAUUACGGACUGCGUGGAUAAGCUGCAAGAGAUAACCGAUCAACUGAAUUCCGUGACGCCUGACUCUUCUGCUAAACUUCUCAUCACGUCGCUCAAAGAAUUCCUCGAACGUGCGGGCAAAGGCAGAGCGAGUGAGUUCUCUGCGGCCGAGACUGCCACUCUCAGUGUACAGGAGGAGAGGCUUCAAGGGUUGAUCGAUAUGACGAUGCGUGAACAAAAGCAAUUUGAGCAAGACUGGCAGUACUUGGCCGGUAUUCGGAGGGACCUUGAUUUCCUGGAAGCACGGGAACAGGAGCAAAUGGAGCUCGUUGGGCAAUACCAGUCAUGCCUCAAAGAACAUUUCCCAGGCUGUCUGAGACCCGAACAAUCCCAAGAGCUCUGGCGGCUGGUCAACAACUUUGUGGAGAGCAGCAGCCGCGAUGGGCUUAGCACAGGGGGUCGCUUGAGCCCCAGCGCCGUGGACGCGCUGCUUGUUCGUGUCCAGAAGCUCACAGUUAAUGAACAGUUGUUGGAGCGGCUAUGGCAGCUACGAGAAACCAUGACGCUCCACGACACUCAGCGGACGAAUGCUGCAAGCAAGAUCUCCCAAUUCUUUAGCCUGAUUAACAGCAUUCAUAUGCAGAUCCAGGAAAUUGAUGAUGCUAGACAGGGGCGGGAAUCACAAGUCAGAGCAGACCCCGAAUACAGCCAGGAACGAAGAGAGAUGCUUGUGUGUCAGGAGUCGCGCCUCCGUUGGGAGAACAGCAGCAACCAAGACCGCAUCCACCAGCUCAUAGAGAACCGGAGCCGCAUGGACGUCUUCCUCGGAAAAGAAGCCGACCGUUUCCGCCGGAACGCCGAGCAACUCGUCGCCGAAACGCUCCUCAAAAUGCAGAUCGCAAGCCGCCUGGACCGUCACCCCGAAACCGUCUGCUUCUGCGCGCUCCUCCGCUUCUUCUUCCCGGACGUCUACUACUCCGCCGUACACGGCGGUUGCUGCUCCGGAGGCAGGGUGACGGCCUCCUCUUACGCUGUCCCCGUCUCUCACCCCACCCCUUUCAGUCAGUACACAUACACAACCGCCUCUCCCUACGUUCUCUGCCAAGGCCACCACGGCCACGGGCCCCUGGCGUCCUCCAGCCCACUAUACACCCUGCUCUGCCACGCUCUCACAUCCCUCAUCUGGCUGUGCCUCCUCAUCCUGCUGCAGCCCUACAAUCUGAAAACCGCCGCCGCCUUCAUGUUCUCGGUCCUGUGCGGCAUACCGACACACCUCUACCGUCGCGCGAGACACGCCUACCGCCGCCACCACCGCCUCCGCGCCCAGCGCAGCACCAGCACCAGCACCAGCACCACCAACCAGGAGGAGAAGGAGGACCCCCCGCCAAUGCUAAAACCCUUCCUCCCGCCACCAUCCCCCUCGGCCUGGGUCGGCGUGGCCUUGACUUUCUUCUUGCUCACCGCCUGGGUGAGCUACCUCGCCGUGCUGGCCGAGCGGAGCCUCUGGCUGGGCCACAACGGUUUCGACUGGCGCAUAGCCUACGUGCGGGAUCUGAGCCUCCCGGCGCCCCGCGGCAUGCCCUACUACCCCUACCCGUUCUGGACGCCCUUCUGGGUCGAUUUCCGGCUGCUGGUGGACCCUGUGUUGGUGUUUUUCGAGGAGACGGUGCUGGAAGAUUGGCUCGGUUCUUUCCCGGACAAGGUCGCUGAUCUCGGCGACCGGGCCGGCGGGGCCUUAAUGGGGUUGGUAGGCGCUCUUGCGGGGUGGCCGGACAUGUGCUCGGUGUGGUGA